AUGACCGUUACCCAAAUACAAAAUAUUUUUCAAAAAUUAUUUACAAGGAUGUCUGUGUCAGUUUCGUUAGCCCCAAUUGGUGUCCGUGGUAUGAAAGUCUUAGACCGCGAGAAAUUCUUACGAAACGUGAGUGUUCCAGUGCUUGAGGUGACUGAAGAUAAACUGGCAAAAACUACUCCAAUAGUGAAGCCGUAUUUUCUGAAGUUGGAAAAUUUCAAGCCAGUUCAAAACUAUGUGACGGAAGACAACUUAAGGAGAAAAAGAAUUUUUUUCAACCCGGAAAAAAUCAAAUGUUGGUCUGAUAUAGCAGAAAAUCACAGAUUAACACUUAAAAACUAUGAUGUUGAUGAGUCCAACUUUACAUUUGUCACACUUAAGUUAACUUAUGAUAACUUCAAAUUUGAUAUCAUAUUUAAAGCUGUUCUGCCAGAGAAUGAGGAAAUUGUAAGUAGUUUUUCUCAAAUUGGUCAUAUUAUUCACUUAAACUUGAGAGAACAUUUGUUUGAAUAUCGCUAUUUGAUAGGUCAAGUCCUUUUGGACAAAAUUAAAACUUGCAGAACAGUGGUAAAUAAAAGCAAUAUCAUAGACAACACCUACAGAAACUUCAAAAUGGAAGUAAUUGCAGGUGAAGAAGACUUUCUAGUGACAGUUAAGGAAAACCGCUGUAACUUUCAAUUAGAUUUCUCUAAAGUUUACUGGAAUCCUCGUUUAUGCAAGGAACAUGAAAGAAUUUUAGAGUUCUUAAAACCAGAAGAUGUACUCUUUGAUGUUUUCUGUGGUGUAGGUCCAUUUUCAAUUCCAGCUGCAAAAAGAAAAUGUCAAGUUUUUGCUAAUGAUCUUAACCCAGAUUCCUUCAAAUGGCUUGAACACAAUGCUAAAAGUAAUAAAAUUGAUAUGACUAGACUAAAAUUGUAUAAUCAAGAUGGAAAAGAUUUUAUCUGUACCAUAUUUAAAGAUUAUGUCACAGAUAUUUUCAAUGGCAAGAAGAUAUUAAAAAAUGAAGCAAAAAUCCACAUAACUAUGAAUCUACCGGCAUUGGCAGUUGAAUUUCUUAAUAGUUUCAAUGCAUUACUAAGUAUUGAAGAUUUAUCUAGUAACAUUAAGUGUGACAUCAUUGUUUAUGUGUACUGUUUCGCUGUAGGUGAAGACCCUGUAAAAAUAUCAAAGGAAAAAGUAAUUGAAAAUAUUGGAUAUGAUAUCUCAAAAGAUAUCAUUGAUGUUUUUAAUGUGCGCACUGUUUCACCUAAAAAGGAAAUGAUGAGAGUGACAUUCAAGCUAAGCAAAGAAGUGUUGUUUAGUAAAAAAUUAGUGCAAAAUGAUGAGCCACCUAUUAAGAAACUCUGUGUAUGA
Pieris macdunnoughi is the source of this 1350-nucleotide messenger RNA. The record is from the annotation of a GenBank genome assembly. NCBI's taxonomy places the organism in Eukaryota, Metazoa, Arthropoda, Insecta, Lepidoptera, Pieridae.